Messenger RNA from Pollicipes pollicipes, 915 nucleotides. RefSeq lists its product as uncharacterized. NCBI's taxonomy places the organism in Eukaryota, Metazoa, Arthropoda, Thecostraca, Pollicipedomorpha, Pollicipedidae. The coding region runs from base 1 to 915 and encodes 304 amino acids. The record is from RefSeq and is a predicted model, not a curated record. The transcript is spliced from 4 exons.
AUGGCUGCAAAGGUUCGAAAAUUGCUCUACGAGCAGAAGAAGCUGCAACAGGAGCUGCAGAGGCGCGGCAAGCGACCCAAAUGCCUCAAAAGUACUAUGGAUGCCCUCAAAGAAAGCCGGAUCGUCGAUGCCGAGCUUCUCGGGGCGCUGUACGACCUGCAGCACAGCGAGGGCAUCCGGGCGGCCAACAAGCUCUCUCGCCUGCACGUCCAGUACGAAAAGAACAAAAUGAAAGUUAAGCCUGCUGCCCAGCUGUUCAGCAGCUCGGUGGGCAAAGCUCUGCUGUACCUAGAAGAGUCGGGCCACCAUGAGUUCAUCGGAGCGGGGGCAACGGCGCGCUUCAUCCUGCUGGUUGAUCAGGCAUCCGACUACCUCAACAACAGCAACCCCUACGGGAAGGGCUUCAAGACUCCUACCGCCAUGGACAUCAGUGAGGCCCUGCUGGAGGAGGGGUUCGUCUAUGUACUGCCAUACAAGGUGUCCCAAGACCAUCUAGAGCUGCUGUUUGGCCGGAUCCGACGUAUGGGCGGCUUCAACAACAACCCAAACGUGGCCCAACUGCAACAUGCCAUGCGCAGACUCAUACUGCACAGCUUCAUAUCGCCAUCUGUCACCGGGAGCUGCACGUCACGGGAUGAAGGUGACGACGGCCUGCUCCAGAUCCGUCGUCCAAAACGGCAGCGGCCGACGCUCAGCGAGAGUGACCCGAUGCCGGCGGUCGUGCAGCAUCUCCUCACGACGGAGGACACCGGCUCGGGGUUCGUUGACAACUGUGUUGGCUACAUCUCCGGCUAUGUGUGCCGCAAGCUGAUGGAAACGAGCGCGAUCGGGUGUGAGGACCACAUCCAGAUGAGGGCUAAAACAACUGUUUCCAACGUUAUCAUGUGGUGUAUGGCAGUUGUUCAGGGCGCCUAA